CCAAGUGUGGUGAGCCCUGUUUCCAAGGAGGCAGCAUUUAAUGACGGACCAUCUGGUGUUGCCACUGUCAGCAUGGAGUUUCCAGGAUGCUGCUUUGAAGACUCGGUGUUCUCAGAGAGCAGGGAUCGUACAGUGGGUGUUGGGGUACCUUAUAAGGCAAAGCAGUGUGAACCGCAGUGGUUUAACGAAGAUUUAAACAGUGAGGACUGCACUGAGAUUAUUACAGCCCUGAAAUUCAGAGGAGACUUGGCAUAUAGACAUGAAGACUAUGAGAAGGCACUUGUUGAAUAUAACCGCUGUUACUUGCUGUUACCAAGAACCAAUGCAGCAAUGAGAAGAGAUGUCCAGGAAAGCCAGGCUCGGUGUUUAGUUUGCUUAAGACGAUACACAGAAGCUUUAGAAGUUGCUCAAACUCUGAAGGGAAGUGUAUUUAACACUGAUCAAUUGACUUGUGCCCUGAACCUACAUAUAACCAUUUAUAGCCAUUUGAGAGAUUGGUUUAUGGCCGUGUCCUGUUUGCAGCAGCUGAUUUCAUUGCACCCACACAAUCCAUGGAUGUGGAAAAAACUGGCUGAGUUCUACCUAAGACUUCUUCUGGAUCCCUCACAAUGCUAUUUGUCAGAGGAAGCUCAGAGCAUUAUCCAAAGCACAAGACCUAAAUUAGUAAAUGAACAUGACUUUGCUGACGAGGAACAGCCGUGCUUAGAUCGUGCUGGGAGAAAUGUGGAUAUACUUAAUGAUAUGGAUAAUACAAGCAGGACUGUUCUCGACUCAAGUAACCCUUCAUUGAUAAAUAUCUGUACAAAAACAGAGCUGUGGAUUAACUCAUGUGCAUCUUUCAUUCGAGCAAGACGUCUCUUUCAGCUUGUACAACCACAGCAAGCAUCAUUUGUACUGGAAAACAAUCUGAAAGCACAAGAUGGAAUUGAAGAACGGCUCAAAGAAUGUGGAAUAGAUGAAGAAACCCAAAUGCUAAUGAAUGAGAUAAUGGCGGAAGAUAUUUCAAAUGAAGGAACAAAGGAAGAAGUAGAUUCAAAAACCACCAUGCCCUUAUCAUCAUUCACAGUACCAUCUGAUGUAGAGUUCAGAGCCAAAUGGUUUGAGAAGAUAAACAUCAUUCCCCUUCCAUCUUGUACGAAGAUUCAAAGUUGUCCAAGAUAGUUUAAACAUAUAUUUCCCAGAAAAGACUAUAUAAAACACAACUUUUUUUUUGGUUUGUUUGUAAAUGUAACCAUGAUAUAGGUUUGUUUUAUUGAUGUGUUUUUUUUUUUUUUUUUAUUCCUCAGGGACCAAUUACAUUGUGUACCAUAGAUACAUUUUGUGCCGA
This is a messenger RNA of Pelobates fuscus (common spadefoot toad), 1327 nucleotides long. It is a transcript of the gene C10H8orf76, whose product is annotated as chromosome 10 C8orf76 homolog. The coding region runs from base 73 to 1161 and encodes 362 amino acids. The transcript is spliced from 6 exons. NCBI's taxonomy places the organism in Eukaryota, Metazoa, Chordata, Amphibia, Anura, Pelobatidae. Gene Ontology annotation, molecular function: protein binding. The record is from RefSeq and is a predicted model, not a curated record.